UACGACGUGUCUAUAUAGUUGCUGUACAAAUUAAGAUGAUAUAUUUAAUGCUGGAGAUAACAAUUGCCUAUAAAUAAUACCUAUUGUGGUAUACUUGCCAGAUUUUCUAGUACCUGUUGGUGUAUUAUACCAGAUUAACAAGAACAAUGAAGGUUUUCCUUGGUUUGGUGCUAGCACUCCCUCUUUGCCUAGCGGCGUUCUCCGCUGAUUGGGAUAACAACUGGGAUAGUGAUUUAAACUUUCAAUGCCCCAGUAACCAAGCCAUCUACAAGAUAGUAUCACAACACGACAAUAGCAAAGAAGACCGCCUCUUUGAAUUCUUUUGCAGAUCAUUUCCUGUAAGCUUUUCAAAAUGUACAUGGACUGGAUACAUUAAUGAUUUUGACCAGCCGUUCAGCGCUACAUGCCCUUACAAUGGCAUUGUUAAUGGUGUUCACAGCUAUCACUCCAACAGCAAAGAGGACAGACGAUGGAAAUUAUACUGUUGCGAAAGUAACAGUUAUUAUACCGUGAACUGUUACGAUACACAAACCAUGCAUAGUUGGGAUGGAUACCACGAAUAUUCAGCUCCAAGUAAUUACUGGAUCCAUGGCGUGGCAGGCCAGCAUUCCAAUAGCAAAGAGGACAGAUUAUGGCAGUACAAUGUAUGUCAAGUACAAACACCUUAAAUCAAUGAUGGACUGACUGUAAAUGCGGACUUUAAACUUUUAUGAUAGUGAAAAACACUUUCUUUAGUAUAAAAAAUUGCCUAAUGAGAAAUAGAAAUUCUUUCAAUAAUUUAUGGUUCUUAUGGAAUCUAAGUAAAUAAUUUACAGAGCUCAGCCCUUCAAAACAUGUACGUUACUAACAUACAUUGAAUAAAGAAGGGCCUAUCAAUCAGUGCCUAAACACAGAGCCUUAGUUUAUCCGAGGCCUAUUCGUAAUAGCAAUUUUGAUUACUUAUUUGAGGAAAUAAUAAAAUUUCGAGAAUUUA
Messenger RNA from Anneissia japonica, 973 nucleotides. Its product is annotated as hemagglutinin/amebocyte aggregation factor-like. The record is from RefSeq and is a predicted model, not a curated record. The transcript has 5 exons. Lineage: Eukaryota; Metazoa; Echinodermata; Crinoidea; Comatulida; Comatulidae. Bases 147 to 668 code for a protein of 173 amino acids.